AUGCCUCGUGUCCUACUCGUUCUUUUGCUUUGCAGCAUUGGCGCGUUUAUCGGAACAAUACACGCUCUUCGGCCUCUAUCAAACGUCAUCAAACGCUUUCCUGGCGAUUCACACAGCAGCGUUACGAGACACACGGCAAGAGAAUGCAACGCAGACGAUCCUCGGAAUUGGGAGUACUCGGCCUGCAGCCUCCUUAUCAGAUGCAUUCUGGGCAAACUCGACGAUCUUUUCAAAAGCGAUCUAGCCAUUGGCACGACCAUACUUGGUUUAGUGCCAAGUAUAUUGAUUAUUGGCGCCGUGCAGCCUGAUGAGAUUGUGUUUCUGGCCCUCGUAUCACCACAGCGGGCUUUGGCGCUGUCCAUUUUUGGUGUUUCUAUAACGUCAAACCCAUUCAAGCAGGUGACGCCUCUCAAAACGCCUUUGACACAAGACUCGGAACGCAAAUGGCGCAUUUCGUUCGCGCGGUUCACAAAGAGUCCAUCAUGGAAGCACAUAUUCUGCAAAGCACUGUCUGACCUGUCUAUCCUCGUUAUGGCCUCCGUCGCUUUAUGGCAGAACUGGAAUGUCAACUCGGCUGUCAUGGUGCAGUGGUUGUGCGAAUCUCCUCUUAUGAUUUUCACAUGGCCUCUAGCCAAUAUGUGCUGGGUCAUCUUUUCUGUGCUGUUGCUUCACUCCAUGGCCGACGAGAUAAAGAUCAAGCAUUCUUCGCUGGACAUUACAUACGACUGGUGGCAAGCGCUUCUUUUGCCCUAUACGCUGGACUUUGAGAAACGAUACAAGUGGGAAAUGAAAUGGAUUCUCAUACUUGAUACACCACAGGUCAAGAUUCCGUACCCAUGGUACAAGGCAACGCGUGCUGCAUCAAUGCCGGGGGAAGCUCACACCAUUCAAAUUAUUGUCAAGAUGUCGAGCACCCCACUCACCAUGAAGUGGCAGAUGUACUUCUUUAUCAUCGAGGUUUGUGCAGUCGGCAUAUACUUUUACGCUACUUUUGUUCUUCUCAGCGCUAUUUUCAUAGGAGCGGUUGGAAGUGUCAGGUUUGGAGCUAUCAUGGCAGCACUCUAUGCGGCGAUUCAAUUUGUGCAAAAGGUUUUUUGA
This is a messenger RNA of Fusarium pseudograminearum CS3096, 1098 nucleotides long. RefSeq lists its product as uncharacterized. Lineage: Eukaryota; Fungi; Ascomycota; Sordariomycetes; Hypocreales; Nectriaceae. The coding region runs from base 1 to 1098 and encodes 365 amino acids. The transcript has a single exon. The record is from RefSeq and is a predicted model, not a curated record.